This is a messenger RNA of Phaedon cochleariae (mustard beetle), 840 nucleotides long. The record is from the annotation of a GenBank genome assembly. NCBI's taxonomy places the organism in Eukaryota, Metazoa, Arthropoda, Insecta, Coleoptera, Chrysomelidae.
AUGCGUGCGCACUUCACAAGGAUAAGUCGAGCAUUCACGAAGAAACAUAAACAAAUACACGAUGAUGAUGAUGUUUCUAUUUGCCAAUCCUGCCACUCCUGGCAACAAACACUCCUGCCAUCUGCCUCUCCACCAAUCAGACUCACCUGGUAUCUACCACCCCUGCCAUCAGACCCACCUGCUACCUGCUACCUUCCACUCCUGACACCUGCCACUCCUGACAACAAAUACUCCUGCCACCUGCCUCUCUACCAAUCAGACUCAGCUGGUACCUGCCAUCGAACACUCCUGCCAUCAGACCCACCUACUACCUGCUACCUGACACCUGCCACUCUUGAAAUCUGCCACUUGUGCCACUCCUGCCACCUGCCACUCCUGCAACCUGCCACUCCGGCCAUCUAUCUGUCCUGCUACUUGACACCUGCUUCCCCAUUCCUGCUCUCUGUCACUCCUGCCACCUGCCACUCCUGCUAUCUAUCUGUCCUGCUACCUGACACCUGCUUCCCCAUUCCUGCUCUGUCACUCCUGCCACCUGCCACUCCUGCUACCUGCUACUCCUGCCAUCCAUCUGUCCUGCUACCUGACACCUGCUUCCCCAUUCCUGCUCUGUCACUCCUGCCACCUGCCACUCCUGCUACCUGCCACUCCUGCCAUCUAUCUGUCCUGCUACCUGACACCUGCUUCCUCAUUCCUGCUCUGUCACUCCUGCCACAUGCCACUCCUGCUACCUGCUACUCCUGCCAUCCAUCUGUCCUGCUACCUGACACCUGCUUCCCCAUUCCUGCUCUCUGUCACUCCUGCCACCUGCCACUCCUGCUAUCUAUCUGUCCUGCUACCUGA